GCGCUGGGCUGGGCGGUGCAGCUGGCAGCGGGCUCGCGGCCUGGCGGCUCCGACUCCCCCCCCCCCCCCCCCUUUCCCCUCCUCCUCCUCCUCCUCCGCCCUGAGGGAGCCGCCGGGACCCCCCCCCCUCCAGCCCACGGCAACGGCUCGGGGCCGGCCCCGGCACCCCGCGGAGCCUCCCCCCCGAGAAGAGGGGAGGGGGGGGGGGGACACACGCGAGGUUGAAAGGGAGCGAGGAGCCCCCCCGGGCCGGGACAGCUGAGGGGGGGGCGCGACAUGGCGGAGGCCAAGGAGGAGGGGCCCGGUCCCUGCGCCAGGUUUGAAGAUAAAUCUGAUGCGGUAUUUGAUAUUACAGAAAAAUGUGGUGAAAUCCUGGAUGCAGAAAUGUCUGAGGACACUGACCACAACUUAACAACUGCCCUUGACAGCGUAUCGUAUGGAAUACAGAAUCGAACAGGAUCUGAAAACUCACUGCUGGAUGAUGAUGAUGAUGAUGAUUAUUUUCUGAACUCGGGGGAUCUGGCAGGCAUACCUGUUGUUGGGAGUGACAACGAAGAUGAUCAAAACUUCACUCCAAAAGACACGCUCCCUUCCACAAUUCAUGCUGAAGACCAUCUAGAAGAGGGCAAGAGGGUUACAGACCAUGAGCUGGACAGUGAAAAAGAUAUUCAGAUUCAAAAUGCAAUCCAAAAGGAUCUCACUUCACCAUUCGAGCAGGGCCCUGUAUUUAAAUCAGUUCGAAAAGAUUUUAGCAUAACGAGAGAUAAUGGCAAAGAGACUUUUUCAACAAAGGACAAGAAUAGAGAAGGACAUUUUCAAGAACGUGAAAAACGGUUGGAAAAAAUCCCUAAAGAUAUGGAUUCUAGAUUGAAAAGCAGUUUUCUUGACAAAGCAGUUCAUAAUCAAGUAGAAGAAACAUUACGGACGCAGUUAGCGCCACAAACUCCAGAAACUAACUUCAGGGAGUACGGCCAACAGCCAAAAACUCAGGAAGGGGAGCUGAAAAUCAGUGCUGUAUUUUCAGUCAGUGGCAGUCCUCUUGCUCCACAGCUGUCAUCAGGUUUCCAGCCUGCUGUGGCAUCCUCUGGCAUGAGUAAAAUGCUUCCUUCAGUUCCAGCCACAGCUGUUCGGGUUUCCUGUUCUGGCUGUAAAAAAAUCCUGCAGAAGGGGCAAACAGCAUACCAGAGGAAAGGCUCUACCCAGCUCUUCUGCUCCACACUGUGCCUCACUGGAUACACUGUUCCAGCUUCUCGCCCACCAGCUUCUACCAAGAAAACCUGCUCAAGCUGCUCAAAAGACAUUCUAAAUCCAAAGGAUGUGAUCACUGCCCAGUUUGACAGUACAAAUUCCAGUAAGGAUUUCUGCAGCCAGUCGUGUCUUUCUACAUAUGAACUGAAAAGGAAACCUGUUGUUACUAUUCACACUAACAGCAUUUCAACCAAGUGCAGCAUGUGCCAGAAGAAUGCAGUGAUUAGACAUGAAGUGAAUUACCAGAAUGUCGUACACAAGCUCUGCAGUGAUGCCUGCUUCUCCAAGUUCCGCUCGGCUAAUAACUUGACCAUGAACUGUUGCGAGAAUUGUGGAGGCUACUGCUACAGUGGGUCUGGCCAAUGUCACAUGCUUCAAAUAGAGGGACAGUCAAAAAAGUUCUGCAGCUCAACGUGUGUGACAGCGUAUAAGCAGAAGUCGGCUAAAAUUACACCUUGCACACUGUGUAAAUCCUUGAGAUCUUCGGCCGAGAUGAUAGAGAGCACAAAUAACUUAGGAAAAACUGAACUGUUUUGCUCUGUUAACUGCUUGUCAGCAUACAGAGUAAAAAUGGUUACUUCUGCAGGUGUUCAAGUUCAGUGCAACAGCUGUAAAACUUCAGCAAACCCUCAGUAUCACUUGGCUAUGUCAGAUGGGAGCAUACGCAAUUUUUGCAGCUACAGUUGUGUAGUAGCUUUUCAGAAUUUGUUCAACAAGCCUGCAGGAAUGAACUCCUCAGUCGUACCCCUAUCGCAAGGUCAAGUCAUUGUAAGCAUUCCGUCGGGGGCAACAGUAUCAGCAGGUGGCACCACCUCGACUGUGUCUCCCAGCUCAGUGAGCAGUUCAGCUGCAGCCGGUCUACAGAGGCUGGCUGCCCAGUCCCAGCAAGUCACUUUUGCCCGCACUGUUGUAAAACUCAGGUGUCAGCACUGUAACAGAUUGUUUGCAACCAAACCAGAACUGCUUGACUACAAGGGUAAAAUGUUUCAGUUUUGUGGGAAGACCUGCUGUGAUGAAUAUAAGAAGAGGAGCAGUGUAAUAGCAUUGUGUGAAUACUGCAGAAUUGAGAAGAUUAUCAAGGAGACAGUGCGAUUCUCAGGCAUAGAUAAGACAUUCUGUAGUGAAGGUUGUAAACUGCUCUAUAAACAUGACUUGGCGAAACGCUGGGGAAACCACUGUAAAAUGUGCAGUUACUGUUUACAGACUUCCCCCAAACUGGUCCAGAAUCACUUUGGGGGGAAAAUGGAAGACUUUUGCUCAGAGGAGUGCAUGUCUAAAUUCACAGUUUUGUUUUACCAGAUGGCAAAGUGUGAUGGUUGUAAGAGGCAAGGUAAACUCAGUGAGUCCAUGAAAUGGCAAGGGGAGAUCAAGCAUUUUUGCAAUCUGCUUUGUAUUCUGAUGUUCUGUAAUCAGCAAAAUGCUUCUGACCCUCCACCCCCAAACAACACAGCAAACCUUUCUAUGGCACCAGCUUCCUCAUCAGGCCCACCUUCUUUGAGAAAGGACUCAACCCCUGUCAUAGCAAAUGUGGUGUCCCUUGCAAGCACCCCUGCUGCCCAGCCUACGGUUAACUCCAACAAUGUUUUACAGGGUGCAGUCCCUACUGUGACAGCAAAAAUAAUAGGAGAUGCUAGUACUCAGACAGAUGCCCUAAAACUACCAUCAUCACAACCACCUAGGCUUCUAAAAAACAAAGCAUUGUUGUGCAAGCCAAUUACACAGACUAAGGCCACCUCGUGCAAACCUCAUACACAAAACAAAGAAUGCCAGACAGAAGAAGAAGAAGAAGUUCAACCCCAAAUCAUUGUGGUACCUGUUCCUGUACCAGUGUUUGUGCCAGUACCCCUUCACCUCUACACUCAGUACACACCAGUUCCGCUUGGGAUGCCAGUACCUGUACCAGUUCCAAUGCUUUUCCCAACUACCCUGGAUAAUGCUGAUAAGAUCAUUGAAACUAUUCAGGAUAUCAAGGAAAAGAUUCCCACAAAUCCAUUUGAAGCUGAUCUCCUUCAGAUGGCAGAAAUGAUUGCAGAAGAUGAGGAGAAAGAAAAAACACACUCUCAUGGUGGAUCUCAAACGUCUGAGCAUGAGCUCUUCUUGGACCCCAAGAUAUUUGAGAAAGACCAAGGUAGCACUUACAGUGGAGAUCUAGAAUCAGAAGCAGUGUCCACUCCACACAGCUGGGAGGAUGAGUUAAAUCACUAUGCCUUACGAUCGAAUGCCCUGCCGGAACCAGAUCCAGAAGUGAAGCAGUUCUCCAAAGGUGAUGUGGAACAGGACCUGGAGGCAGAUUUUCCAUCAGACUCAUUUGACCCUCUCAGUAAAGGACUGGGUUUGCAGUCACGUUCACGAGCAAGACGGAGACAUAGAGAUGGCUUCCCACAGCCAAAAAGACGGGGACGGAAGAAGUCUGUAGUUUCUGUAGAGCCCCGCAACCUGAUGCAGGGCUCCUACCCAGGUUGCUCUGUUUCUGGGAUGACCCUAAAGUAUAUGUAUGGGGUAAAUGCCUGGAAGAACUGGGUCCAAUGGAAAAAUGCACAGGAGGAACAAGGGGACCUGAAGUUUUCAGGAGUCGAAUAUGCUGCUCUCAACUCAUAUCCAGAACUACUAGGAAAUACUCAAGAUCUUUUUCUCACUCAGGAUUCACCUGAGUCCAGCUAUAAAGUUCGUCCUGUGAAAGUCAAGGAGGACAUUCUCUCAUGCACUUUUGCUGAACUGAGUUUUGGCUUGUGCCAGUUUAUUCAAGAGGUGCGGAGACCAAAUGGAGAAAAAUACGAUCCUGACAGUAUCUUAUACCUGUGCCUUGGAAUUCAGCAGUACCUGUUUGAGAAUGGUAGAAUAGAUAACAUUUUUACCGAGCCCUAUUCCAGGUUUAUGAUUGAACUUACAAAACUUUUGAAAAUCUGGGAACCUACAAUUCUUCCAAAUGGUUAUAUGUUCUCAAGAAUUGAAGAAGAACACCUAUGGGAAUGUAAACAGCUGGGUGCAUAUUCCCCUAUAGUUUUACUGAACACACUUCUAUUCUUCAACACCAAAUACUUCCAACUAAAGAAUGUCAGUGAGCACCUGAAACUGUCCUUUGCCCAUGUUAUGAGGCGCACCCGGACUCUGAAGUAUAAUACUAAGAUGACAUAUUUACGUUUUUUCCCACCCUUUCAAAAACAAGAGGUAGAAUCAGAUAAAUUAUCUGUAGGCAAAAGGAAACGCAGUGAAGAUGAGGAGGUUUCAACAGCAGUGGAAAUGGCUGAAAAUACAGAUAAUCCCCUGCGGUGUCCAGUCCGACUUUAUGAAUUUUACUUGUCAAAAUGUUCUGAAAGUGUGAAGCAGAGAAGUGAUGUAUUUUACCUUCAACCUGAGCGCUCCUGUGUACCUAAUAGCCCCAUGUGGUAUUCCACAUUGCCAAUAGACCCAGGAACUUUGGACAUCAUGUUAACACGUAUUCUUAUGGUGAGGGAGGUACAUGAAGAACUUGCCAAAGUCAAAUCAGAGGACUCUGAUAUUGAGUUAUCAGACUAACUGAAGUGGGGUAUUUUCCUUUGAAUACACAUCAGAAGCACCAAACUGUGAAUACGUCCAGCCUUUGGAAAAAUGUGUAUUAAAUAAGCCAAGAUAAUGUCACCUACAGGCAUAUUUUGAACCACAGCGGAUGUACAAACUGGAACUGGAAGGAGGCAAGCUAUGUAGGCUGCAAGAAACAACGUCCUGUGGCAGGCAGCGAUAAAUCCUCUGAACAAAUUCAAGAUGAACUAACCUAUUUGAGUGGUGCAUAAAUCCUUCAUCUGUUUAGGGUUUUAAAAAAUUGUGAGAUAUUUUUAAGGAAAAUGGUUGUGUAAAAUCUACCACGACGAUAUCGGGCAUGGAGAGCUAGACCGUGGCUCUCGUGACCUCGCAGCCUGCUGGCUGGCAGUCCUUGCUGCCAAAGAACACGUGGAGAUCUGAGAGCUCUUCACGAGGACAGGAGAGCGGUGGUAUUUAGACAGACAGACACCUUCCGUUAUAAAUACACGUACACAUAUGCUUUUAUAAUAUUUUUUAAAACUGGGAUCAAAUGUUAGCAAGGCAGAAGCCGCUGGCGUAUCUGCCAGGGAAGCUGUCUAAACGUACAACUGUCUGGCUGCUGUUCAAUGGUCACACAAUGCCAGAGUCUAGCUCUCAGUCCAGGCUAAUAGCUAACUCUACCUGUUUGGUCUUCAAUGUGGAAGAGGUGCUGUAGGUCAAACUUCAGAGUGAUCAUGUUACGGGACGAACAUUUUUGGGUUAUGUACAGGAAAGUGACUGUCCUGGGGUAUGUGCAGAAAAUCCCUUUACUAGCCCAGUAGCUCUGCAGUCUGUUGAUUAUAAUCUAGCAAAUACUGUGGUGCGCGGAAAUUUUUUUUCCCUUACGGCAGCUUUCCUUUCUCCUCUUUCCCCUACUCCUAUGUUUUUGGUUAUUUUGUAAGGCAAAUCUGGAGGGCCUUGUCAUUUCAAAUGAAAGUUACAUGCACUCUUUCUCUUUCCACCUUUGCAACACGUGCAGUGUUGUACAAAGGAUGCAGUAUUACUUCUGACAGCAGAACUGUGGUAGAAAAUUACCAUGUGUGUCUUUUUCCCACCCCACCCAAAGAGAUUUAGUCAUAGUGUUGGAAAGCAAAAGAGACUUUUUUGAGGCUCGGCUGUUACUGCAUCUUUUUGAAGAGAAAAGCUCCCACGUUGUGUUUAGAGGACAGGACGUUAUCAGAUACUGUCUGUACCUCCAUUUUCUCAAGCUAUAGAUGUGUGUUUCUGAUGACGAGUUACCACAAAUUCCUUGGAAACCCAAACUAUUUUUAAAGAAGAGAAUUGUAUGGGUUUUAUCUAGUUCUGGUCAGUUAUCCAUCUUCUGUAACAGGGGUCUGAUAUUUGAUCUUGUCACUAAAAUUUCAAGAGAUGAAAAUCAACAGCCUUGAAUUAUAUUUCCUUUUUUUGUUUUGUUUUGUUUUUUUUUUUUUUAAUUAUUUUUUUAGCAGUAACAAAAGUAAUUUAACAAAAAUAAAAUCAGAAAGUAGUCUAUUGACGUUGUGUACUCGGUAGUCCUGUCCCUGCCUGUAACAGAUUUCACUGAUGUAUUUUUUAAUACAGAAAACUAUGUGAAAAGUAAACCUGCCCCUGAUUCUGUCUGAUCAAAGCCCAUCUGUGUCUGUCUUUUCUGAUCAAAGAUGCUGCUUUCUCCAUGUCCUGGCUUGGCACUCCCGGGGGGAAGAUAUUUUGGCUGUAAUAUGUACCCUUCAGUAACCUACCGUGGCAGCACUUGGAGGUUCAGUGGUGAUCCUGUAGGUUAAUUUCAUGUUCUGUGAACACUAACCUGUCCCUCCCCAUAGUUAUAUUAAAAUAGUUUAAUAGCAGGCACAGUAUUUUGUAUUGGAAUGGUUCAUAGAAUGUUUCAGGGGAAAAAACAUCAUUCUGGAGAGAUCAGUGUAUAGGGGAUUAAAAAAAAAAAAAAGCCUGAGCUGUGUUAGUUGCACACAGGUGUGCCCAGAACCUCAAUAUUAGUAGGAGGCAGGAAGGAUCCAGGAAUUACGGUAUUUUCUGGGCAUCCCACGUACGAGUGCAGCAGCUCAUGUCCGUAUCAGGUUGCCUUUGCCCUUUCCUUUCCUUUCGCUGACAACUCUACCUGGGAAACAAGCAAGGGCAGCAGGCAGGACGGGCCCUGGGAGGGCAGGUUUCAGUUGGGUGGAGCAGAGGCUGCCAACAGAGUAAUAUCACAGCUGAGUUUUCCCUUAAUAGACGGGAAGCAUUCCCAUAGAAUAAAGUAGUAUAUUUGUAUAUUACGAGUAAUGUAUUCAUUUUGCUUCUCUGAAGAUGCUCAUUUUUUGUUGUUUGUGAACACUUUCACAUAUGUUGAUUUUUUCCAGGUACUUGGAACAAAAGAUUUUCGCCCCUCGCAUUCUGUCAGCAAGGAGACUUAAAUCACUUUAAGCUUGACUGGCUGUAAGCAAAGUUGUUAAACAUGGUACUAACUCCUUUUAUUUCAUAGCUCUGAGAUGAGAAGGGGUUCAAUGCAGCAUCUUUUGGUGAUAUAAUUUAACAGAACAAAUAGUUUCAGUUUCCAUUUCUGGAGCCAGACACCUCCCGCACGGGGGCCCUGUGGCAGCGGUGUGAAUUGUCCUGGGUGUGCUGGGGUUAUCUCAGCCUCCUGAGCCAUUCGUAGUCAGUCUGGCUAGAGUUCAUGCUGACUUGCAAGGUCAAUUCAUUAUCUCCAAGGAUUGAAAUAUAUUUGUGGAUUAUAUACACAGUAUUGAAGUUCUGACAAAGUUGUUUAUAAUAAAAAGUAGCUGAAUCACUCUCUAGCCACGCAACACUGUUUGUUACUUGAAAUAUUCUUUUAAGGAGAAAGAUCAUGUGUUAGUCUCAGUGUGGACAGAGAAACAACAAAGAUGAGAGUGAGACAGACAAGUAGAAGGUAAUGCUUCCUGUUGACAGGGUUUCUUCUUUAUCUGCGUGCCUUUCCACUGCUAGAAACACAUUGUUUAACCGUCUCUAAUUCUCAGUGUGCAGAGAUGACAGCACAGCUGUACAGGCUGUCUAGUUGGAGAGUUUGCAAGUGAGAGUGUUACUCGUUACCAAGGAUAUUCCUGUAGAGAAUUGCAGUUCUGGCCACUAAUGCAAGUCUUGGGAUUUUGCAGAGAUUUUUAUUUAAAAUGCUUCCUGGAGUGCAGUGGCUGCCUGUGCAGCGCUGGCAUUUCCCUAGCCGCUUUCAUUCUGAGAGGUGCUCGGUGCAGUGCGUACCUUCCUGGCUUCAGCUGACUACAGAAGGAAUCUGAAGGCACUUUGAAUGUCACAGUUAGGUGCAAAGAGAAGCUAAAUUAUCAUAGGAAUUAUUCUGUCAACCUGAUUAAUGACUGAUCUGAAAGAAAACCCUGAAUUUCUCUGGCAGUAGUCUCCAGCCAAGUGCUGUCCCCUCCGAGACUUGAAAUGAAAGGGCAGCAAAGUCAUUUGUUUCAUGCUUCCUAAGGGUAUGUACAAUGGCGAGGCACCACUGACAAAGUUUUAGUGCUGGGGUUACAGAAGUGCUGCUGAAUGUGCAGUAAAGUCUUUGGGUUUUGGUAACAAUCUCAAUAACUCCUUUCAGUCCCUCGAGCAAUAGUUUUGCUGCUGCCUUCAAAAAGAAAACAACAAAUGCUAUCGGAUAAAGUCUUUGCGGUGCUCUUUUCAACCCCCAGUCACCAUGCUCUCUGUGCAAGUUGGAAUUUCGAGUUUUGCUAAUACCAGCACAACAGGUGUUCCCCCUGCUCUUCUUUGUCUUUCAGCAGCCAUCUAUUUGAAAGAGUUCUAACAGAGCAGAGGCAAAAAUUAAGAUUUGUUCUCUUGUACUAAAUUGCUGCUAAUCUACAGUAUGUCCCAAGUAGAAGGGACAAGAUUUGCAAGAUUUGCCUUACAAGAUUUGAAGAAAUAACAAGUUUUGCAAUCAGCUUAGAUUCCCUGUUUCUGCAAGGAUGUUUACCACCAGUCGCUGUAGAGGCUGCAGCGUUCUGCAGGGCAGUAAUCUGUAAUGCCCAAUUACGAUGAUGGAAAUCUGAGUAUUUCCCUGCUUUUUUUUUUUUCCCUUUCUUUUGCAUAACAAACUACCCAGUUUUGAAGAUGCUGAUUUGUAACCGAGGAUGAGCACCACAAUGUGUAAAAAUCAUGGACCAUGGACAAAAAAGUCUAGAAGUUUUAGAAAAGAGGGAAAUUGUUCAUUUAAUCUGUCUUCUGGCAUGAAGGUAUCCCUUCUGCCUUUGUCCAGGGCCUUCCAUGGCAAGCCCACACCACUUGGCUGAGCUAUAAGACCUUGCCUUUUUAUCUUCAGUUUUCUUCCUCUCUGUUUACACAAAGCAUUCAGUAACUGUUAUGUUGUGCUUUAUGAGGAAACUGGUUUGGACUUGCCAGGAAGACAGAGUAAUAACGGAGCACGCAGUGGAAGAGAAACCACUGAACGGUACUGACGGGUCUGUGCAGUGGAGUGCUGCUGCCCUAUUUACUGCACUGGUUUGCUCAGGUGGGUGGUUGUGUGUGGCAAGAAGCUAAAUUAAAUAAUAUUUAACUGUAUAGGUUUCAUCAUUUUAUAUUCAGAGCUCCUCGAUUAGAUGCUAUUAUGAAAAAUAUGUGAAUUUGGGCACAGAUCAAAGAUGGGACAAACAUAGAGAACCUGAUUUUUAAAGGUGUCUGAGUUUCUGCACCCAGACUGCUAGCUUUUCUGCUGAUUUGUGGCAAAUAGCAAAAUCUGCAACAGCUUUUAAAAUUUUAUCUUAAUUAUCAUCAAUAGAUGCUGCAGCUAUUGAGGUCGUUAGUGCUCAGUUGAUUGCACCAGUGCUAGAUCUGGUCCAGGGAGUACUGCAGAGUUGUGGAACGGUUUUAAAAGUUGUAAAGGCUUUAAGGAGCCCAGACAUCUUGGAUUCUUCUAGUCACAGUACUUAAAUUUCCAUUGGACAAUAACAGUCACUAAGCUAAUGGUUUUUCAGCAAAGAUUUGUUUUUUUAAUAAAGACACAAAAACUGGA
This is a messenger RNA of Cygnus atratus (black swan), 9742 nucleotides long. It is a transcript of the gene ZMYM4, whose product is annotated as zinc finger MYM-type containing 4. Lineage: Eukaryota; Metazoa; Chordata; Aves; Anseriformes; Anatidae. Gene Ontology annotation, molecular function: zinc ion binding. The record is from RefSeq and is a predicted model, not a curated record. Bases 277 to 4764 code for a protein of 1495 amino acids. The transcript is spliced from 29 exons.